GCGCGCUCCGCCCGCCCCGGAGCCUCGCCCUCCGCCACGAUGAGCAAAUGAGCGCGAGCGAGGGCAUGAAAUUUAAAUUCCACUCAGGGGAGAAAGUGCUGUGCUUCGAGCCUGACCCCACCAAGGCGCGAGUGCUGUACGAUGCCAAGAUUGUCGAUGUUAUUGUUGGGAAAGACGAAAAAGGCAGAAAGAUCCCAGAAUAUCUGAUCCAUUUUAAUGGUUGGAACAGAAGCUGGGAUAGAUGGGCAGCUGAAGAUCAUGUCCUUCGUGACACCGAUGAAAAUCGGAGAUUACAGCGUAAAUUGGCAAGGAAAGCUGUAGCUCGCCUGAGAAGCACAGGAAGAAAGAGGAAGCGCUGCAGGUUGCCUGGUGUGGACUCUGUCUUAAAAAGCCUCCCUGCUGAAGAAAAAGAUGAAAAUGUUGAAAACUCAAUAAGCAGUUCCUCUGAUGACAGUAGUGAAGAAAAGGAUGAAGAAAUAAGUGAAGAAAGUGAUAUUGAAGAAAAGACUGAAGUGAAGGAAGAACCAGAGCUGCAUGCAAAAAAGGAAAUGGAAGAAAGAACAAUAACUAUAGAAAUCCCUGAAGUUCUGAAAAAGAAGCUUGAGGACGAUUGUUACUAUAUCAACAGGAGGAAACGGUUAGUGAAACUUCCGUGCCAGACCAACAUCAUAACUAUUUUGGAAUCAUACGUGAAGCAUUUUGCUAUCAAUGCAGCCUUUUCAGCCAAUGAGAGGCCUCGUCACCAUCACGCUAUGCCACAUGCCAACAUGAAUGUGCAUUACAUCCCAGCAGAAAAGAACGUUGACCUUUGUAAGGAGAUGGUGGAUGGAUUAAGAAUAACCUUUGAUUACACUCUCCCAUUGGUUUUGCUCUAUCCAUAUGAACAAGUUCAGUAUAAAAAGGUGACUUCGUCCAAAUUUUUUCUUCCGAUUAAGGAAAGUACCACAAACGCUAAUAGGAGCCAGGAGGAGCUCUCUCCAAGCCCACCUUUGUUGAAUCCAUCCACACCACAGUCCACAGAGAGUCAGCCAACCACAGGCGAGCCAGCCACCCCCAAAAGGCGCAAAGCCGAGCCGGAAGCCUUGCAGUCGCUGAGGCGGUCCACGCGCCACUCCGCCAAUUGCGACCGGCUGUCUGAGAGCAGCGCCUCGCCUCAGCCCAAGCGCCGGCAGCAGGACGCGUCUGCCAGCAUGCCCAAGCUGUUCCUGCACCUGGAAAAGAAGACACCCGUUCAUAGCAGAUCAUCUUCACCUGUUCCUCUGACCCCUAGCAAGGAAGGGAGUGCGGUGUUUGCUGGCUUUGAAGGCAGAAGAACUAAUGAAAUAAAUGAGGUCCUCUCCUGGAAACUUGUACCCGACAGUUACCCCCCAGGUGACCAGCCACCUCCACCCUCUUACAUUUAUGGGGCGCAACACUUGCUGCGAUUGUUCGUGAAACUUCCAGAAAUCCUUGGAAAGAUGUCCUUUUCUGAGAAGAAUCUGAAGGCUUUACUGAAGCACUUUGAUCUCUUUCUGAGGUUUUUAGCAGAAUACCAUGAUGACUUUUUCCCAGAGUCUGCCUAUGUUGCUGCCUGUGAGGCGCACUACAGCACGAAGAACCCCAGGGCGAUUUAUUAAGGUUUUGAUGGUUCUGGAAGAACAGCUUCUCUAUCUAGCUUUGCACUCUCGGUUCCCAAUAAGGAACUAGGGAGUUGGUGGGCCUUCCUUACAGGCAGAGCGAAUGCGACACCUGCCUUGGGGGGGUGUGGCAGAGGCGGGCCCAUUUGUUUGAGUUGCUUACCUACCGUAGUUAUUUCUGUGAAGGAUUACUUCCUAGGUACCUGAACGGCCUCCAACAUGUGACCCUUGCCACGGUACAUGUCAUCUGUGACGGCAGGAAAAGAGCAGCUGUGUUCACAGUGAAAUGUUCACAAAAGUGUGCGUAGGUUGGGCUGUUUCAGUAGAUGGAGUUACUUGUUAGCAAUAACCACAUUUUUUAGUUAUUUGUUAGCAUUAAACAAAAUUGUUUUGCAAACCGUUUUCAUUCCUGUGAUGAGGCUGAGCAACAAAACAUUAGUUUUGCUUGGAAACCGAAAAGUAGUCCCAGAAUAUUUUAGAGAGAGUUGAUAUUGAUGGCAAAAGAAAAUUUGCAGCUAUACAUUUGCUUGCUGCAGUUCCUUUCCUAUAAAACCUUAUUUUUGGUGAUUUAAAUAAAGCAUUGCCUGAAUGUUUGAGAUUUUAUAGUUACACUUGGUUGUGUAAUGUUAUAGUUCCCUUUCUGUAAGAUGUUAUUUUGGGUGAUCUCACAUAAAUCAUUGCCCGUCUUGUUGGAAAGAACCAAGAGAGAAUUUUCACUCUGGUCUUGUCCUCUUUCUUCAUUGUAGAAAAACAGUAAGGUAACUUUGAUUCAUAACUUUUUUGUGUUUUAUUUUGUUUUCCCUUUGUGACUUUUUUAUUAAGGACUUUUGUUUUCCUUUCCUUCUUUGAUUUUGCCCGACUAGAAGGUGGUUACUGGAAGUUGGGGCAGCACCUCGCUGUCUUAUUGCCCCACUCUGGGCUGGUUUGGGGCCAACAUAUUUACCCUCUUCCAUCAUUACCAGCUGAUGGUCUCUGAAGUCAUCCUUCUAAUCCUCAUCUUAGUCUCUCACAUGCCUGCCCUUUUCCCCAGGAUAUUUUAGAAAGUUCCAGCUCUGUUUGAGGGAUGCCAGUACCAUACAAGCCUUGAACAUAGUAUCUGCAUUUUCUCGUAGCUCAGUUUAGUUGACCUUAAUUUCCAAAGAUCACUGGACAUGAACAACAAGAGCCACAGGGAGUUUCAAAAGCUCUCUAAAUGGUUCCAUCAAAGAGACUUCUGUAUACGCUGACCCGUGAGAAUCAGAACCUCGAAGUCGAGUAAUGUCAUCUUAGUGCACAUAGUUGCUAAGUAAAAGUCAGGUUUUGGCUUCUAACCUGGAGUAGCAUUUGGGUUCAUGCUAGGUUUCAUCUCCAUUUGGUUUAUGCAAUGCUUGUUUAAAUCUGGUGCACCUGCAGUAUGCUCUGAAUUGUUGAAAAAGUUAAAUCAGUAAUUAUUCAUGGCCUGGAAAAGAAAAAAUUUUUCUGUUAUAAGAAUCUACUUGUUAAAUGUCCCCAAUGAAAUGAACACAGACUGUCUCUUGGAACAUUUAUAUAGUUAUAUACCUUGAGUUUACAAUUAAUGCAUUUUCUAAUAACGAACAAUUAUUUUCUUCCCCUAAAGGCAUUUUUUUUUUUUUUUGUGGCCGUGCGCAUGCGGGAUAUUAGUUCCCCGACCAGGGAUCAAAUGUGUGCCCCCUGCAGUGGAAGUGUGGAGUCCUAACCACUGGACUGCCAGGUUCUUAAUCACAACUUCCCUUAAGUUGAUUUGUACCUUAGGUUGAUUUAAAUAACUGUUCAAAGUAUUAUCCCUUUAUUGUAUAUUGCUAAUAAUUUUUCAAUUAAUUCAUCAGUUAAAAAAAUGAUUUAAAUGGCUAGACUGGACUUCCCUGGUGGUGCAGUGGUUAAGAAUCCGCCUGCCAAUGCAGGGGACACGGGUUCAAGCCCUGUUCCGGGAAGAUCCCACAUGCCGCGGAGCAACUAGGCCCACGCACCACAGCUACUGAGCCCACGUGCCACAACUACUGAAGCCCACUUGCCUAGAGCCCGUGCUCCGCAACAAGAGAAGCCACUGCAAUGAGAAGCCCGCGCACCGCAACGAAGAGCAGCCCCCCCGCUCGCCGCAACUAGAGAAAGCCCGCGCGCAGCAACAAAGACCCAACGCAGCCAAAAAUGAAUUGUUAAAAAUUAAAAUAAAUUUAAAAAAAUUAAAGUAAAUGAAUUUAAAUGUCUAGACCAUCCUUAUAAAAAUUAUACAUUAUCCUUUUUUUGUCAAUUUUUAUAUUGUUACUUUCCUAAACUGCCAAAUCUUGCGGUUAAGUAUCACAUCAUUGGAUUAAUGUCUUCCUUUUAAGUUGUUUAAAGAUGUAUUAAAAAUAUUUCUAUAACUUGUGUGUCAUAUCAGUGUACUAGGACUUUGAAAAAAACACGUGAGAAGCAAAAAAACAUUUCCGAACAG
Molecule: messenger RNA, 4047 nt
Organism: Balaenoptera acutorostrata (minke whale)
Lineage: Eukaryota; Metazoa; Chordata; Mammalia; Artiodactyla; Balaenopteridae
Gene: MSL3
Product: MSL complex subunit 3
Exons: 13
Coding region: 48-1616 (522 amino acids)
Biological process (GO): regulation of DNA-templated transcription; chromatin organization
Cellular component (GO): NuA4 histone acetyltransferase complex; MSL complex; nucleus
Source: RefSeq, a predicted model, not a curated record